GUUUCUUUCAUUCAUUUUAUACACUCACUCUCUUCCAUUUACUCUUCUCAUUUCAUUUCGUCAAACCAAUUUUGUGCAUUCACAGUUUCAUCAAUGGUCUCCAAUGCCACAGCCUCUCCCUCUCGACUUCAAGAACAACAUGGAGGGGGGGAGAGACAUGCUCGACAAACUUUGGUGAAAAAGAUAAAUCUGGUGAAAGAGCAAAUCCAAAAUGAACGAGUUGAAUCAAUUAAAGAAAAGCUUCAAAGGAAUGGGAAAAAUCUCCAAUGUCAGCUAUCUAAUGCCAUGUUAGUAAUAUCAAGAAAUAAUAACUCAUCUCAAAUUGAGGAAAAUAAUGGUCAAAUGCUUUCUUCAAGAAUGGAUAAUCCUUUGUGUAAGUUCAAUGGUUACCAUCAAGUUUUGAGAGAAGGUGACCAUACCAACAAUCAAGAUACACCAUUGGUGAAAAGUAUCAAACUCCCAUACAUCGAAAGGUUACCUCCAUAUACAUUUUGGACACAUUUAGCCAGAAAUGAAAAAAUGACUGAAGAUGAAUCAGUUGUUAAGAGAAGUAAUAUAUAUUACGAUCAUCAUGGAGGUGAAACGGUAAUAUGCAGUGAUAGUGAUGAAGAGUUCACGGAUGACGAGGAAGAUAAAUGUGACUUUUCUCAAGGUGAAGACCAACUUAUAAGGAUGGUGUUUGAGAAGUAUGGUUCAACCAAUGAAGUAUCGAGUAUUAUUAGAAACAUUAUUGGGGGUACUAAUUCAGAAAUUCAGGAACGAUAUAAAUUUAUCAAGGAAAAUGACCAACAUCAUGAAGAAGAUUAUGAAGAAGAUGAAUCUUUCAUUGAGAAGUGUUUGAAGACAAGUUUGAGUGCCGCUUUAGAUGAUGUUGGCCACUUUUUUUGUCGUCAAUGCAUGACCUUUGAUUGUUCUUUGCACGGUUGUUCUCAAGAAUUAGUAUAUCCUAGUGAAAAGCAACCAGCUUGGACUGAACAAGAAGGUGACGGAAAACCAUGUGGUGAUCAUUGUUACCUUUUGUUAGAGGAGUUUAGUAAUCAGAGUACUAAAGCUGAAGAUGCCGCAAUGGAAUGGCAAGUUGAGAACAAAACAACUUUUUCAAAUUGGAAACCUUUGGAGAAAGACUUAUAUAAGAAGGGAAUAGAAAUGUUUGGGAAAAACAGUUGCCUUAUAUCUCGAAACUUACUUUCUGGGUGGAAGACUUGCAUGGAAGUUGCAACCUACAUGUCUGCUGAAGUUUCAAUGCCUCAAGGAUCCAUAGAAGAAAUUGGAAAAGUGGAUGCAAUGUGCAUUGACAAUGAGAUGCCAUCAAGGUCGCUAUCCCUACGAAGAAAGGGCAAAUCUAAGUUCAAAUAUACAUCAAAAUCUGCAGGUCUCCCAUUUUCAUGGAAAAGAAUUAAUGAUGGAGAAAAUCAAAUCUAUAAGCAGUAUACACCAUGUGAAUGUGAGGGACACUGUGGAAAGCAAUGUUCAUGUGUUCUUAAUGGGUCUUGCUGUGAAAAAUAUUGUGGAUGUUCAAAGCUUUGCCGGAAUCGAUUUGGAGGGUGUCAUUGUAUAAAAAGUCAAUGUAGAACUCGACAUUGUCCGUGCUUUGCAGCUGCGCGAGAAUGUGAUGCAGAUGUAUGUCGAAAUUGUUGGAUUAGCUGUGGUGAUGGUUUAUUAGGGGAAUCGUCUCAUCGUGCAGAUAGUCAAUGUGGAAAUAUGAUGAUUCUUUUAGGGAAAAAACAAAGGAUUCUUUUGGCAAAGUCUGAUGUUGCUGGAUGGGGAGCAUUCUUAAAGAAUCCAGCAAAUAAAAAUGAUUUCCUAGGAGAGUACACUGGUGAACUAAUCUCUCAAAUUGAAGCCGAGAAGCGUGGAAAAUUAUAUGAUCGUGCUGACUUUUCUUUCCUUUUUAACUUGAAUGAUGAAUAUGUUCUUGAUGCUUAUCGCAAAGGAGACAAAUUAAAAUUUGCAAACCACUCAUCAAAACCUAAUUGCUAUGCAAAGAUUAUGCUUGUUGCUGGGGACCAUCGAGUAGGAAUAUAUGCAAAGGAACGCAUUGAAGCUGGUGAAGAGCUUUUCUAUGAUUAUCGCUAUGGUCCAAAUCAAAAACCACCAUGGCUUCUUAAACUUUUAAGUGAUGAUUCCGACAAAAAUGAUUCAACAACUUCUCAAGGAAAACCCAAGAAACACCAGUCUCAAUAAAUUGGCUAGAGGUCCAUUAAUUUAGUAUUAAGGGUAUUGAUUAUAAAUUAGCACAUAAAUUGGAGCUUACUGAUUAUUAUUGGCAUAUGUGAACCUUUUUGUGUUCUUGAUGUUAAUUUUGGCAAUAUUUCAUGAAUUUCAUAAACAUAAGCUUUCUAUUGACAAAAAAAAAAUAUUGCAUUAUUUUAAUUGUCUAGUUU
Cicer arietinum (chickpea) is the source of this 2384-nucleotide messenger RNA. RefSeq names its product histone-lysine N-methyltransferase EZA1-like. Gene Ontology annotation, cellular component: PcG protein complex; nucleus. Gene Ontology annotation, molecular function: histone H3K27 methyltransferase activity; protein binding; chromatin binding. The record is from RefSeq and is a predicted model, not a curated record. Gene Ontology annotation, biological process: heterochromatin formation. NCBI's taxonomy places the organism in Eukaryota, Viridiplantae, Streptophyta, Magnoliopsida, Fabales, Fabaceae.